CUGGGAGUGCUGAGUCGAACAUCCUCUCUGGCGUCCGUGGCGAUAGAAGCCGGUGGCUUCACUUCACCACAGUCCCGCUCACAACAGCGCACUGAGACUUAGGAGGAAGUGAACCAUUCACAGGGCUGAGCGACACUGUGGCUUUAGGGUGGACGUCUUCGGAGACCGAGAACUGCGUAGCUCAAAUCUCUCAAAGUAUUUCUAAAUCCAAGAGCCACGAUGGACCCGAGAGACACUGCCCCUGAUUCCUGGGAACAAGAGGACGAUGUGGAGGCCACAGUCAUCGACAGACAGCUGGAACCAGCGCUCGCAGCUCUAAAUGUCAACGCGAAGCCGUUUGUGCCCAACAUUAACGCCGCCGAGUUUGUCCCGUGUUUUACCGCGAAGCCUCACACGGAAGACCUCGAGCCCGCUGCCCCAGUGGAGAACGGGGACACAGAGAUGAUCACAGAAGAGCCGUGGGACCAGAAAGAGGCUGAGCCAAAUGAGGAGGAGCCAGGAGGUGGCUCCUGCGGUGACCGGGGGCCGGAAGUAACAACAGAGGACGCGGCUCCAGAGACUAUGGAAGAGGAAGAAGAAACGUCUGUGCCCAAGGUUCCACCAACGCAACCAGAUGCCCCCAAGAAGGAGCACAUCAAUGUAGUAUUCAUCGGACACGUAGAUGCUGGCAAAUCUACUAUUGGUGGACAAAUCAUGUAUCUCACAGGCAUGGUUGACAAGAGAACCUUAGAAAAGUACGAGAGAGAAGCAAAGGAAAAGAACCGAGAAACCUGGUAUCUGUCUUGGGCUUUGGACACCAACCAAGAAGAGAGGGACAAAGGCAAGACGGUGGAGGUGGGCCGAGCGUACUUUGAGACAGAAAAGAAGCACUUUACCAUCCUAGAUGCUCCUGGCCACAAAAGCUUUGUGCCCAACAUGAUCGGCGGGGCAUCGCAAGCAGAUCUGGCUGUUCUGGUCAUCUCUGCCAGGAAAGGCGAGUUUGAAACUGGUUUUGAGAAGGGUGGACAGACGCGGGAACACGCCAUGUUAGCCAAAACGGCCGGUGUCAAGCACCUGAUAGUUCUGGUAAAUAAAAUGGACGACCCCACAGUCAACUGGAGCCUUGAAAGGUAUGAAGAGUGUAAGGAGAAACUGGUGCCAUUUUUAAAGAAGGUGGGCUUCAACCCAAGGAAAGACAUUCACUUCAUGCCGUGCUCUGGGCUGACGGGAGCCAAUCUGAAGGAGCCCACUGACAUGUGCUCCUGGUAUAUAGGUUUACCUUUCAUUCCACACUUGGAUAGUUUGCCAAGUUUCAACAGAUCCACUGACGGCCCUGUCAGAUUGCCCAUUGUAGACAAAUACAAGGACAUGGGCACAGUGAUUCUGGGUAAACUAGAGUCGGGCUCCAUCAGUAAAGCACAGCAGCUGGUCAUGAUGCCAAACCGGCAUGUGGUGGAGGUGUUGAGUCUCCUCUCAGACGACGUGGAGACCGAUGACGCUGAUCCAGGCGAAAACCUCAAAUUGCGCCUGAAGGGCAUCGAGGAGGAGGAGAUCCUGCCGGGCUUUAUCCUGUGUAACGCUGAGAACCUCUGCCACUCGGGGCGCACCUUUGACGCCCAGAUCGUCAUCAUCGAACACAAAUCCAUCAUCUGUCCAGGUUACAACGCAGUGCUUCACAUUCACACCUGCAUUGAAGAAGUGCAAAUCACGGCCUUAAUCUGUCUAGUGGACAAGAAAUCAGGAGAGAAGAGUAAGACACGACCACGAUUUGUCAAACAGGACCAGGUCUGCAUCGCUCGUCUGCGUACUGCAGGGACCAUUUGCCUUGAGACCUUCAAAGACUUUCCUCAGAUGGGACGCUUUACCUUACGGGAUGAAGGUAAAACCAUUGCCAUCGGUAAGGUGCUGAAGCUGGUUGCUGAGCGGGACUGAAGAGGGCGCAGCCGGCCUGAGAGUCCUGGCGAGAAGGGAAAAAACGGUUGGAGCUCGGUCACAACCUCGCACCACACUGUUGUCAGCGGCGACGGCACCCCCACUGUCACGGCCCCUCCUCCUUUUCUGCGUGCCGAAGAUCAGCUUCAGAAAAUAACAACAACAAAAGAACUCGUGAUAAAGAAAAACCUGUUUUUAAAGCAAAUGACAAACCAAGAUGAAGUCCACACGAGUCAGCUUUCUCAUAUUGAGAGCUCAGCUAUGCCAUUUCUGGGUUAGCCCCGCCCUCCACCUCUCCCACCUCCCUACUCUGGUCUACACAUCAUGACAUCAUGUUUUUCUUUUUUCUUCUUUUUCUUUUGUCUUUCAUAAACGACAAACAGCAGAGGUUGUAUCUGUGUUGAACAGGUGUGGACCAUGAUUUUUGCGUGGAGUAGAACGAUGAUUUUUUCAGGAAUAAACUGCAAAAGAAAUUGUUUGAGAAACCGACCCAGUUUGAGACCAAAUGUUUGUUUCGGUUGUACCGUCGUCUCCCUUUGCUUUGACCCAGUUUUUGGUUUCUUGUGGCGUUCUGGCUCUGUGCUUGAGCGUGUUCAAAUGAUAUUAAAGCAUACAACCAUGAAAAUAAAAGAAGACAUUGGGAAAAUGGA
Messenger RNA from Solea solea (common sole), 2561 nucleotides. It is a transcript of the gene gspt1l, whose product is annotated as G1 to S phase transition 1, like. Gene Ontology annotation, biological process: translation. Gene Ontology annotation, molecular function: GTPase activity; translation release factor activity; GTP binding. The transcript is spliced from 13 exons. Gene Ontology annotation, cellular component: translation release factor complex. The coding region runs from base 220 to 1911 and encodes 563 amino acids. Lineage: Eukaryota; Metazoa; Chordata; Actinopteri; Pleuronectiformes; Soleidae. The record is from RefSeq and is a predicted model, not a curated record.